AUGUAUAUUAAACUAUCUUGUUUGUGUGUAUUUUUCUUCCUGUUUAUUUCCUCUCUUUUUAUAAAAUCACACACCGUCGAUUCGUUUCGGCUGCAGUUCAGCUCGGGUCAGGAUCAUCGAUGGGUUUGGUUUAAAGUUCUUGGUUAUGAUGGCAGCCGGAGCACGAUGCUGCGUACACACGCUACAUUACUUUUGGUAAGCGUGAGAAAGAGAGACAGAGCUGAGGAGAGAGAGUAUCUCUGUACUCUCCAUACCGUGGCGUACAGCAUGGCUCAAAAGGAGCUGGAGAAGAUCUCGUUAGAGCUGCACAAAAUGACCAUCCACAGAGAUCAGCUCAUCCACAGACUGCACUUACUGGACAUGCUGAAGGAGUUCAGACAGAAGGCUGGAUACACUGCGGAAGCAGCCGAACCUGACGAGGGAGACGAGUACGGAAGAAUCGAGCAGGAACUCAAGCAAAUUUCUGAAAGGAAAUUAGAACUGCAGGCUUUACAAGAGGAGCUGGAAGGAGGCGCGACACAAAGAGGUUGCAAUGUUAGCGAAACACACAAACAGGACCCUUGCGGUAAUGAGAUAUUUACAGUGGAGAUGCCGCCGUCUUAUCCAGCUCCCCAGGUGAUUACAGAUAUAAACAAACUCCCACGACACCCAUCACAGAUCCAGUGUCCUCACUGUGAACAGUACGUCACUACAGAGACCAGCACAGUGGUAGGGAACACGUCGUGGCUCAUCUGCCUGGUGUGCACCUUCAUGGGGUGACUGCAUCGCCGGCUGCUGCCUUUUCCCCUUCUGCAUCAGCGGCUUCAGAGACGUGCAGCACAGAUGCCCGAAGUGUCGCAGCCUCAUACACACCUGUACUAACAUGUAAGGAUAAGGAAUGCCAGAAAGGAGAGCCUGCUGCGUGACCGGCUGCACGGAGUUGUGUGUGUGUGUGUGUGUGUGAGACACCGUGCACCAUGAUGGGAACCAUACAUACGUUUUAAUGACACAGAAAGCUCUAUGUACAGUGAUGGCAUUUUUACACUGGCACAUGGCAUACACACACACACAAAAGAAAACCUCAUGAAAAUGAACAGCAAAGCAGAACCAGCACUGAACUGGAGUACCCUAGUUUCCAGUAUACACUAGCGCUUGUGCAGUCAGAGGCAGAUGCAUUAAAACAGGUGUCGGGGCUUGUGGUGGUGGUUAUGAUGCUUUAUAACAAGACUGAAACCUGCCUCAAGCUCAGUUAGUUCCUCUGUAGAACGUUCUGGACCUUCAAUCAAUGCCUCUGUCUUGAGGAAACCAUUUCAAGCCUGACUAUAAAAUACAGCUCAUUUACUCCAGCACUUUGUCUCUCUGCCUGCUGAUUGUUUCACUACGUGUCCCUGCACCUCCUGUUGAAAUGAGAUCGUUGACUUUUGUUAUUAAAAUGAUUCCACGUAAAGGUCAAAGUGUACAUGUGAAUGAGCCAAUGAAUUAUACAGCACCUAAAAAAACUGUUCUGCUCCUAAGUGAAUGGGUUCAGCAACCGUUCUUGGUGGAACGGGUAACCGUUUUUUUUUCCACUGUACAUAGCAUUAUAAUAUCUAAAUUUAUUUAGUAAUGAUGCCCAGAUGAAGCUAUUAAUCAAUCAUCGCAGACAUUUGCAUAUACCACACUGAUCCUAAUAAUAAGGCAGGUCACCCUUGUAUGUCAUAUACAAGUAAAUUCACUGUAAAUGUUCUGAAUCUGACUAGUCUGUAAACGGCGUGGUGUUUGUUGUUAUCGGUGUGUGUUUUGUGUACGCCUGCACUGAAUGCUAUAAUAAAAGCAACUGAAAAUC
Molecule: messenger RNA, 1804 nt
Organism: Tachysurus fulvidraco (yellow catfish)
Lineage: Eukaryota; Metazoa; Chordata; Actinopteri; Siluriformes; Bagridae
Exons: 5
Coding region: 1-759 (252 amino acids)
Molecular function (GO): zinc ion binding
Source: RefSeq, a predicted model, not a curated record